CUACCUCUCCCCCGCCAUUCUUUUCCCGCUCUGCGCUCUGUUCAAGCCAACCGUCAUCCCAAAGAUCGAACCAGUCUCCAUCAUCAUUCACUCAAUCUCUCCAAAACUCUUUUCCCCAUUUCACCUCUCUCUCUCCAUCGUGUGAACAAGCCUCUGUCUUGGCAGCGACACCGACCGAGCACCCUCGAUGGGUAAGAGCGCAAGAAACAAGCAGAGAUCCAAGAACCGACCACCGCGGCCGCAGAACCCGCAGCCCAACCCCCGUGACCAGCCGGGUCAAGCGCCGCGCUCCAGGUCGGGGACCGGACCCGGUUCAACCCCUCCGAGCGGCCCUGAGGAUCGUGCCGGCCGUGACCCGAGUUCCAGUGCUAGUCGGCUCCCGACCCCAUCCCCGGCGAUUGGCCCUAUGCUCCGGCGUGUCGCGCAAGAAGAUGUCAAUAAGUUGACGGUGGAGCAAAGGUUAGAGAAUAUACUGCUGAGAGUUUUGAAGGAUAUGUACCUGGAGGCGUUGCGUGGGCUUGUGGAUAUAGGGUAUGACGAGGAUACUGCGCUGAAGGCGAUCCUGAGGAACGGGCAUUGUUACGGGGACGAGGAUGUGCUGUUGAAUGUAUUCAAUAACGCGCUCGCUUACUUGGCUGGCGAUUGCCGUAGUAGGAACCCGAUCUUCGAGGCGAAUGGGAUUGUGUUCACUAGCUUGGCGCGUCUGGUGGAGCACUCGCUGGGUUGCAUGGUUCACGUGCUGCAACAGAUUCACCACAGUAGAAGGAUGGCGAUGUGGGCUCUCAUUUUUGGCAAACUCAAUAUGAGUUCGGCAAUUGCAUUGCCUCCAUCGGAUGGGGAUAGCAUAUCUGAUGGUAGUGACAAGAAUGCAGGCGAUGUUUAUCUGCCGCCGUGCUGUAGGUUCAACCGCUGUGUGGGGAUUCGUUGGUUACGAGAUUCAGAGGUUUCCUCGAAUAGGUCGGCUGUUGGCAAUGAACGGAACAACCAUCGGCCGAAUGAUGAAGAGCAUUUGCAAAGAGAUAUCGAGGUCCCAGAGAGGUUUGGUUUGUCACCGGAACUGAAGUCAAUGCUGAAAAAGAAUGUAGCUAAGGUUGCUGCGGCCAUUCGGGAAAACUCUAUGCAUCUGUUGGCCCAGGCCUCUAUGCCCUCAAAUGCUUCUGUGAAGGGGGAUGCCCCGGCGGUUUCGCAGCCUGAAGUUGGUGACAAGUCUAGUGGUUUGGGGUGCAAAGAGUGGGUGAACUCUGUGGUGGACACACUUAGCGGUAAACUUAGCAAUUUAAAUCUUGACGGGAAUUUGGUUGGUUUGCCAGAAGAUAGAAAGGAUGCCAUUAUUCUGCACUUGCAGAAUCAAAUCGAGGAUCUCGAGAAACAAGUGAAGGAGAGAGAGGCGUGGGCUCGCCAGAAGGCGAUCCAGGCAGAGAAAAGUGUUGACAGUGCUUUAUUGGAACUCGAGACGUUGAGGAAGGAGAUGGCGGAGAGUCAUGCAUUGAAGAAAGGUAAACCGACUCUUGAUGUCAGUACCAUGAUGAAACUCUCUGAGAAGCAAAGUGCUUUGAGGAAGGUGAGUGCCCAAGCGGAGGCUGCUCACGCAGAUAUGGUACGAGUUGAGAAUGAGAAGGCUAAAAUCAGCGCGGAAUUGGAGGCUUUUAACCUAAGUGCAUCGGAAUCCGCAAACACCUAUCUGGAGAUUGCAAAGAGGGAGAAGAAGAACCUGAAGAAACUCUUGGGUGCUGAGAAACAGAAAGUCAAGCUUCAAGAGGCGAUUGCAGAGGAGCGGCGGAAGAUCACUGACUUACAGCAGCAGUUGGUUGAGAUAAAGAAAGCCCAGAGGGAAGCUGAGAUGAAGUGGAGGCAGGCAGCAGAUGAAAAAGAGCUUUUGAAUGCACAGAUUAAGGAAGAAAAGCGAGCAUUGGAAGCAGCGAAGGCUGAUAGUAAGAAAAGGCUAGAAGAUGUACGCUUAAGAACAGAGAUAGAGUUGAAGUCAUACAGGGACAAAGUCCUGAGACUAGAGCGAGAGCUUUCAUUUCUAAAAAUAGCGACUGGGAACAGCGAAGCAACGGCAGAGCUCGAAACAUUGCUUCCGCUGAUGCAUGGAUUGGACGAACAGGAUGGUAGAAAAUGCAUAAUCUGCAGGAAAAAUGAAGUCUGUGUUGUCUUCUUGCCAUGUGCCCAUGAGGUUUUGUGUGCUGACUGCUGUGACAAAUACGGGUAUAAGGAUAAAGUCUUAUGUCCUAUGUGUCAAGUUCCGAUUGAAGAGGCGAUCCGGGUCUUUGGAGGUAGCUUGAAAUAAUUGAUGCUUCUGUCUGCAUUUGACCCAUUUGGUUCCUUGUUACUGGCUGAAGCAGGUCUCAAAUAAUCUUGCGGGAACUGGAUCAACAAUGUCAAGGUGUACAUAGCUGUAAAGUGAUAUUAGGGUUACACGGUCUUGCUUACAAAGUGAUGUUACAGAUUUUAAUCGGGUGAUUGAACCAGUGGGACAUCCCCUUUGAACAAUUUUUUGUACGUCAGCCUGCUCUAGGCCUGCUCCUUGAGAUUGAAAUAUGGGAGUUACACUGCAAUUUGUCAG
Molecule: messenger RNA, 2566 nt
Organism: Syzygium oleosum
Lineage: Eukaryota; Viridiplantae; Streptophyta; Magnoliopsida; Myrtales; Myrtaceae
Product: MND1-interacting protein 1
Exons: 2
Coding region: 188-2290 (700 amino acids)
Source: RefSeq, a predicted model, not a curated record